Messenger RNA from Theobroma umbraticum, 1713 nucleotides. Its product is annotated as MATE efflux family protein. Gene Ontology annotation, molecular function: xenobiotic transmembrane transporter activity; antiporter activity. Gene Ontology annotation, biological process: xenobiotic detoxification by transmembrane export across the plasma membrane. Gene Ontology annotation, cellular component: membrane. Lineage: Eukaryota; Viridiplantae; Streptophyta; Magnoliopsida; Malvales; Malvaceae. The record is from RefSeq and is a predicted model, not a curated record.
UACACCCUCUCCUCACUCCUGCAAAUGCAAUUCCAACGUUCCUUACCUUCUCUCAAUCAGAGACUCAGAAGGGUCCAACAUUUAUGAACGUUGAUCCCCAAAAGCCCAACAGUACCAAACCGGGAACAAAAGUACCCCUUACCAAGCCAGCCCCAGAAGCUAGACGGGGCCCCUUCUCUCCCUCUUGCAGUCAAGGAAGCCAUUUCUAUAGCUAAGAUAGCCCUUCCUAUGAUACUAACAGGGCUCAUGUUAUACUCCCGCUCAUUGAUUUCCAUGCUCUUUCUUGGCCGCCUCGGUGAGCUUGCCUUGGCAGGUGGUUCGCUUGCCAUUGGAUUUGCCAAUAUCACCGGCUACUCUAUUCUUUCUGGUCUCGCCAUGGGAAUGGAAUCCAUUUGUGGACAAGCCUUUGGUGCCAGAAAGUAUACCCUCCUUGGAAUCACGUUGCAACGAACGGUGCUUUUGCUUUUCGUUUCUUCGCUGCCCAUUUCUCUUCUAUGGAUAAACAUGAAGACACUCAUACUUUGCGGCCAGGAUGAAACUAUAGCCACAGAAGCACAAUCAUAUCUUAUUUACUCUGUUCCUGACCUCUUAGCUCAGUCUCUUUUGCACCCGUUAAGAAUUUAUCUUAGAACCCAAUCCGUAACUUUCCCUCUAACUAUUGCGCCAUUCUGUCUAUUCUUCUACACAUACCUACAAUUACCUUCUUGUAUCACACUUAAAUUAGGAAUCAAGGGAGUUGCUCUUAGCGGGGUUUUAACAAACUUCAAUCUCGUAGGCUCAUUAAUAAUCUAUAUCCUCUACUUUGGAGUCCACAAAAAGACAUGGGGAGGAUUUUCGAUGGAGUGCUUUAAAGAAUGGAAAUCCCUGACGAAUUUGGCCAUCCCAAGCUGCAUUUCAGUCUGCCUUGAAUGGUGGUGGUAUGAGAUCAUGAUUCUUCUGUGCGGGUUGUUACUAAACCCCAAAGCUACUGUUGCUUCAAUGGGCAUUUUGAUUCAAACAACGGCGCUAAUCUACAUAUUCCCAUCUUCUCUAAGCUUCAGUGUAUCAACAAGAGUUGGAAAUGAACUUGGAGCAAACCAGCCCAAAAGGGCCAGACUCGCUGCCUUUGUUGGCCUGUUUUGUGGCUUCAUGCUGGGCUUUUCAGCACUCCUGUUUGCGGUAAUGGUUAGGAACAUGUCUAGCAUGUUUACUGAUGAUAGAGAGAUCAUAGCAUUAACUCUUGUUUUGCCUAUAAUCGUGUGUGAGCUCGGAAACUGCCCGCAACAACGGCCGCGAGUGCUAAGAGCCAGCAGGCCAAAAGAAGGAACACAUAAACCUUGUUGCUUCUACCUUGUUGGUAUGCCGGUGGCAGUAUGGCGGUUUUUUGCAGGAUUUGAUUUCAAGGGAUUGUGGCUUGGACUAUUGGCUGCCCAGGGCUCCUGUAUGCUGACGAUGAUGAUGGUUUUGGUUAGGACGGACUGGGAUUCUGAGGCUCAAAGAGCUAAGGAGCUGACCGGAACAGUAGCGGUUGUUGAUGACAGCAAAGAAGUUGAGCAAGAGAAGCUACUCAAAGCAGAAAUCAAGGAGGAUUCUUUUGUUUAUUAGGAGAUUUAGAGAAACCUGAUCAUUAUUGCCUCGUUUAACUAAUCUCUUUGUUUUUUUUUUUUUUUAUCGUUAUUGUUGUUACUACUAUAUUUUUGUUAGUUUUCUCUAACCUGUAUAGCUUGGGGCGAG